This is a messenger RNA of Triticum turgidum subsp. durum (durum wheat), 192 nucleotides long. The record is from the annotation of a GenBank genome assembly. Lineage: Eukaryota; Viridiplantae; Streptophyta; Magnoliopsida; Poales; Poaceae.
AUGGAAUAUUACCAAGCACCCUCCACUAUUUCGGAUAGUAUUUAUGGUUCUACCUUUUUCUUAGCAACUGGCUUUCAUGGUUUUCAUGUGAUUAUAGGUACUCUUUUCUUGAUCGUAUGUGGUAUUCGCCAAUAUCUUGGUCAUCUGACCAAGAAGCAUCAUGUUGGCUUUGAAGCAGCUGCAUGGUACUAG